Messenger RNA from Coccomyxa subellipsoidea C-169, 279 nucleotides. RefSeq lists its product as hypothetical. Lineage: Eukaryota; Viridiplantae; Chlorophyta; Trebouxiophyceae; Coccomyxaceae. The transcript is spliced from 2 exons. The coding region runs from base 1 to 279 and encodes 92 amino acids. Gene Ontology annotation, molecular function: catalytic activity. The record is from RefSeq and is a predicted model, not a curated record.
AUGACUAAUGCAGGCGAGGUGGCACUCAAGGAUGUGGUCGAUGUAGUGGUGCACAUGGCACCGGUGACUCAGCCGCUGGACAGUCCAGUCAGCGUGGCAGUGUCAGGACCUGGGCGCAAGGUGCCUGAUGCCAAGGACUCUCAGUGGGCCAGGGACAGGCAGCCCUUGGAGGCCCAGCUGCCGGCAGGCGCCAGUGAGGGGCUGCUGUGCACCGAUGAUGGCGCUGUGCUGGAGUCCUUUGUCAGCAACUUCUUCGUUAGGGCCUUCUGGAGGGAAUAA